Messenger RNA from Drosophila sulfurigaster albostrigata, 5250 nucleotides. RefSeq names its product protein naked cuticle (gene nkd). The transcript has 5 exons. The coding region runs from base 1216 to 4161 and encodes 981 amino acids. NCBI's taxonomy places the organism in Eukaryota, Metazoa, Arthropoda, Insecta, Diptera, Drosophilidae. Gene Ontology annotation, cellular component: cytoplasm. The record is from RefSeq and is a predicted model, not a curated record. Gene Ontology annotation, biological process: negative regulation of Wnt signaling pathway.
CAUUUUCAGUUUGUUUCCAAUCGCCCAUCGAGUUGGUCGUGCAUCUGAGCGAAGCGCGUCGUUUGUGCGUGUGUUAUGUUAUUCUGGAAGUUACGCGAAAGCAAACGUGCGUCCUUAACAAACGGAAUCAUACAUAAAUAAACACAACAACUGACUAAGAAUUGUGUGUGAAGUGAUAGAAGUCGAUGAAUGUAUGUAAUGAAGCAGCAUAUGUAAAGAAAAGUAAAGUGAAAUUUUGUUCGGUGUGCAUUCUAUGCAGCAGCAGCAAAGCGGCGAGGAGCGAAUGAAAGUGCCGUUAAAUCUAAAACCGCCCCCGCAACAAUAACAUAGCCAAGCAAUGGCAAACAGCAAGCAGCAAUAAUAACAGCAAAAGCAACAACAACACAAGUACACCCCAAAAAUAUUCGCUGUCAACAUCACAGAGACGCCGUCGUGGUCGUUGUCGCAGUCGCAGUCACCGUUGCCGUCGCAGUCAGCGUCUCAGUCGCGCCGUUCGCAUUUGGAAAUACAAAUCGUGUUUUGCGCUUUAGCAUUUUGCAGUUGUUAUUUGUUUAGUUGUUGUUGUUGUCACAGUUGUUGUAGUUGUGUAGUUGUUGUUAUUGUCGUCGUCGUCGUUGUUGUUCAUUCGGCGGCAAGUUAUUUACGUCGCGUCGUGCAAAUAGCAGCAGCAACAACAAAAUUUACAAUUAAAAUUACGCGCGCUACGUCAAAAAGUAUCUGCAAGAUACAUACACCCAAUCCCAACGAGAGCGCACACAACCAAAACAAAAACAAAAGCAAAAGCAAAAACAAAAACAAAACAAAGAAAAAAGCAAAAACACGAAAAAGUAAAAGAGGAAGUUGGGGAAGGAGAACGCACACAAUAUGCGCAAAAUUCAACUAAAAUGCAGCAUAUCACGGCUGUAAAAAGUUUUACGAUCCAACCUUAACGCCACCCUCAAGUUGCCCCAAAAAUAAUGCCAGAUACAAAUUAAGGUCGCAACGUUGCUCUGUGUGGCACCUGAGAGCAAGUGUAUUAGUCUCAGUAGCAGUGGCAACAUCAACUGGAAAACAGCACAAAAGGAUAACCAAACCCCACCCAACAACAGCAGCACAGCACAGCACAGCACAAAAGGCCGUAAAACAUUUUGGCCAAAAGCAGCAAGCAUUACAGUUAAAGUCGCUACAGACUCGUAAAUUGCGUACAAAACACACAAACAGCAAAGAACUUUUGCGAUGGCGGGCAACAUUGUCAAAUGGUGGAAGCACAAGAUACUUGGCGGCUACAAACAAUUCUCAGUUCAGGAAUGCACCACAGACUCAGAGGAACUGAUGUAUCAUCAGGUACGCGCCUCAUCCUCAUGCAGUGCGCCACCAGAUUUGUUGCUGGUCAGCGAACGUGACAAUAAUAUACAACUGCGAUCGCCGGUGGUUAAUAUAAUCACCACGCCACCAGGCAAUGCGUCCACAGCAGCCACAGCCAAACAACAGCAGCAGCAGCAACAUCAUCAUCAGCAGCAGCAGCAGCAUCAACAGCAGACACUGCCACUUCAUCAGCAUCAUCAUCAUCACGUGACCCGACAGCAGCAGGAGCGGCAGGAAAUAAGUAGCAGUGGCAGCCACAGCAAACACUUGCGUAUCAGCAGCUCCAGUGGCAAGCAUGGCAAAUAUGCAAAUAUGCCUCAAUCCCAUCAUCAUCAGCAGCAGCAGCAGCAGCAGUUGCAGUUGCAGUUGGAGGAGGAUGUUGUGGAUGCUGCGGCAGCAAUGCCAAUGCCAACACCACAUGCAACACAUCCGCAACACUCGCGACAUUUGCAUCAUCACAGCAAGGAGGAACGCAUACGCUUGGAGGAAUUCACCUGCGAUGUUUCCGUUGAGGGCGGCAAAUCGUCACAGCCGCUGCAAUUCUCGUUCACAUUCUAUGAUCUGGACGGGCAUCAUGGCAAAAUAACAAAGGACGACAUUGUGGGCAUUGUGUACACCAUAUACGAGUCCAUUGGCAAGUCCGUGGUGGUGCCCCACUGUGGCAGCAAGACAAUUAACGUUCGCCUCACCGUCAGUCCCGAAGGCAAAUCGAAAUCGCAGGCAGUCGCGGCCGCCGCUGCCACAUGCAACAACAAUAACAGCCAGAGCAACAACAACAGUCACAGCCACAGUCAGAGCCAGAGCCAUAGUCAGAGUCAGAGCCAGAGCCAGAGCAGUAAACUGAAGAAGCUGCCCACGGGGAUGGCGGCCAUGUCAAAAACUAUGAAUGGCAUGGCACUAACGACAUCCGGCGGCGCACGCCGCCAGCAUCGCCAUCGACCACGCAAACUGAUUAAGUCCGAUGACGAGGACGAUGACAGCAACAGUGACAAGGAGAAGGAGAAGGAGCUGGCAGCGGCGGCAGCAGCAGCUGCAGUUGGUGCUGAACAGCCUGCGAGUGGCAAGCAGGCGAAGAGUCGAUACCAGAAGAACAAUGCCAAAGUGGAGCAAUGCUGCAACGGACAACAACAGCAGCAGCAACUGCAGUCGGCGGAACAGCACACGCCGGACAAUGCCCACAAUACCUAUGAGAAUAUGUUGAAUCUCAAAUGCUGCAGCGGUGCCAACAACAAGGAAGCGACUGACAUGCUCGACUGUCCGCAUCCCCAUUCCCAUUCCCAUUCGCAGCGUUCACGGCAUCACAGCCAGGAUGUCUAUAUGAAGCAGGCCACCCAACGGGUCAAAAUGCUGAGAAGAGCGCGAAAACAAAAGUAUCAGGAUCACUGCCUAGAAACGCGACAACGCAGUCUCUCCGUGGGCAACGAUUCCUGCUGGCAGAAUCGCCAUCUCCAGCAGCAACAGCAGCAGCAGCAACAACAUCAGCAGCAGCAACCACAGCAACAGCAGCAGCAGUUGACACAGCAAAAGAGCAGCUCGGUGUCGCCACCGUUGGGCGAGGUGAUGCUCGAUGGCGUUCAGUUGCGCCAGCCACGCCCACAAUCGCUGCUGGGGCAGCAGCAGCGAAAGUCUGCGGAAUGCUGGAAGUCGGCGCUAAAUCGCAACGAUUUGAUUAGCAUCAUCAGGGAGAGCAUGGAGAAGAAUCGCUUGUGUUUUCAGCUGAAUGGAAAACCCCAAGCCAAUGUGAGUCCCAUACGGCAACCGGCAGCACAACAACAACAGCAGCAGCAGCAACGCCAACGCUGCAAUACAGGCUCGAAAAUCCCGACGCUAAUUGCGAAUCACAGUCCGCAGGCCGGUCCGCAGUCGCCGCUCAGCUGCAGUCCGCCCACGCAAUCGCCCACGCAGCACAUCGAAGCCGGACACGAUAUGGCGGGCAACAACAACAGCAGCCAGCUCUACCAUGCGCAUCCUCAUCAGCAUCCGCAUCCGCAUCCACAGCCGCAUAUACCCAUCUACCAUCAACAGCUGGCCAUUAAUCCGGCCGUGGUUGCCGCUCAGCACAGCCACAACAGCGCACACAACAAGCUCAAUCUCUGUGGCUACGAUUCGUUUUUGCAUGCCACCAUUUGUGGCGGCGGCGCUGCGGCCCACUCGCCCCCGGCCACGCCCAGCAAUGUGGCCACCGUGCAGCCCAUUCCCAAGCGCAGCAGCAGCAGCCACAACAAGCAACAGCAGCAGCAGCAGCAACAACUGGGUCAACAUGGCUAUCAGCGAUUGGAGCAACAGCAGCCGCAGUCGCAGUCGCAGAGAGGCAGCAAGGAUUACAAGAACUAUGGCAAUCUCAUCUAUGCCAAGCUGAGCGAGCAGCUGCAGCAAAAGGAGCGCGAGCAGCGUCGCCAGCGCCACAAGCAACAGCAGCAACAACAACAGAAGCAACUAGCAGCCACAACGGUGCAACAGCAGCAGGCGGAGUCACGUCCAGCCACCUCCAGCUCUAGUUCGACGGCAUCGAAGAUCUAUGGCGAUGCCUUGGAGUGCGCCCAUCUGCUGGCCAGCGAGGAGGAGGAGCUGGCACCCAGUCCACUACACACAAGCACGCCCAGCAAAGUUGUCUCCACUGACACGCUGAUCGAUCUGAAUGAUGAUGUGGGCGAGGCUGUUGCGGAGGCGGUGACAACGAGCAAGGAUGUGGAGGAGCCAGCAUCGGCUGCGGAUGCAGAUCUGGAUACGAGUGCGUCCAGUUCGAUGAUACAUCGCUAUGUGCACGAGCAUAUACAUCAUCAUUAUCAUCACUUCAAGGAGCAGAAUGAUGUCUAAAAUCAAAUCAAACUAAAUGUAUACACCAACAAACAAAAGAAGAAGAAAAAAUACUACCAUAUACAUAAUAUAUUAUAUAUAUGAAUGUUGCUUAUGUUUCUUAUGAUUAAUCUAGCGCAAUUUGUAAUUUAAAUUAGCAUUAAAAAGCAGCAAAGAAAAUUAAGCAAAAUGCAAACUCAAAGAAAAUCCCAUGACGAUAUUAGUUUUGUUGUUAUGUGCGAGGCAAACUUAAGUUAAGAUCACUCGAUCUGUUCCUAACUGAAGCUGUUAAAUUUGCCAGCACAAGCCUCGCUCACCCAUAAAUGAGAGUAGUAAUCCCCUCAAUUUCCACUCCCCCGCCCCCGCUCCCGCUAACGUUAAGAUAUUUGCGCCUUUGCCUUAGCAACAUUGAUAACAUUUAAAUAGCCAUCGAUUGCUUCGCUUAUCAGCCUAGCAACAUAUCAUCGCUCUAUGUGUGUAAAAAAAACAUAAACAAAAAAACAAAAUUAUAUAAUGCAAAGAAAUUCGAUUAUUUAGUGCAAAUUAUUCACUGAAAAAAACUAAAUACUAAAUGGAAAAUUUGUUGUCUAUUAUAUGAAAUUUUAUGCGCCGCUUUUACGUGUAUAGAGAGCAACAUUUGUCUAUAAAGAUUAUUAUUAUUAUUAUUCUGUAUAAUGAUUAUUAUUAUUAUUAAUAUGGAACUAUGGCCUCCAUUUAAGUUAACUACCAUCAUGAUUAUUUAUAUAGCAAUUAAAAUACUAUUAAUUUUAAAAGCAAACCAACAAGACACGCAACAAUGCAACAAAAAAACAAAAAAAGAAAAAACAUCGAACAUCAACCACAAAUCAUAGUUCAAUUAUUAUUUUUCAUUAAUUUUUUUUAUGUUUUUAUCAUUUGUCGUUUUUCUGGUUUUUGUUUUUCUCAUUUUCUCAAUGCCUAACUUGUUUAAGUAUUUCCAUCAAUCAAAUAUUCAAUCAAUCAACAAAACAAAACAACAAAGAAGCACAACAAACAAAAUGCAUUUAACUCUUAUUUAAAUAAAAAAGACUGAUUUCCAAUUAAACAAUACAUUAAUUAUCUGCGUACGAAUAAAUAAAUAUAUAUACAUAC